Molecule: messenger RNA, 1695 nt
Organism: Aspergillus saccharolyticus JOP 1030-1
Lineage: Eukaryota; Fungi; Ascomycota; Eurotiomycetes; Eurotiales; Aspergillaceae
Exons: 4
Coding region: 214-1536 (440 amino acids)
Biological process (GO): polyketide metabolic process
Source: RefSeq, a predicted model, not a curated record
CUGCUUCCUUCCUAGGGUCAUCCUUCAUCAAGCCAUUGUUAUCUCUCUCAGAGGUCGAUUCCCCGCACAUGUUUACUUUCUGCCGUUUCUUAUCAAGUGUCAAUUGAUGCAGCUGCCGGGAUCCGUUCCGAACAGUGUGGUUCUUCACCUCUAAACUCAUGCAAUGUUCCUCACCUUCGAGUAUAACGACCUGUCAAAGAUCAGUAAAUCAUCAUGGCUACUACACCUCCCUCAACCUCCACAGCCCCCUCACUUCCCUCCGCAGCACCGAUCAUCGUAUCACUAAACAUCACCCUGCAACCUCCGCUCUCACGCUGCGGCCGCGGCCCAGGCCUCCUCCUCAUCCGUCCUACCAACCUGACCACUUGCCAAGCAAACAAUACCUCCCUGGACCCAUCCCCAGUGCAGAAAUGGGCAGAGGAGAGCUUUGUCGUGGUAGAACUCACGCUUGACUCCACGAUCAGCGGUGACGGGUCCUCUGUGUCGGAGGCCAUAUCCGCCGCUUUAGACUCACUCCGCACAUCCCCGCAAUGCGAUGACCCCGAGAAGAUUGGGCUCCUAGUAUACGGCUCUCCAACCGACUACCACCCUGCAUUUCCUCAGCUCCUCCGUCAAACCAUCACAGCACUAGCCACCACAGUGGCAGUCCAGAAGAUCGUGGCAAUAGUCUACUUCAGCAGCGCAUGGGAGGAGGAUCAUCCUCGGGAGAUCCCAGCUCUCCUCCACCUGCCAACGCCGCCCAGCAAAGACACGAUCCUCCCGCUUGGCCCCCCUGGCAUCAACGUUGACACCACCUCCAACCGCAGAAGUUACUACUACCCUGAAGCCCAGUCCCCGGGAUUUAUUAUCCCCGGCCACGCGAACUUCAAAAUCGGUGCUGCGGGCGUGGCGCACACGCGCUCGCUGACCUUCCUCAAGAGGACUCUGGGCGGGCCGUACUUUGAUCUCGAGAAGAUCUGGGAGGAGCAUACUUAUUACGAGUUUGGGGACCGGUCGGUCGAGAAGACGAUGGCGACGAUGGUGCAGGAGCCGUAUGUGAAUCAUGUUCCAACUAUGACAGGCGGAACCGGCCGCGUACAACUGAGCCGCUUCUACCUCGAGCAUUUCAUCUUCACCAACCCAGAGGACACCGAGCUGGAACUAGUCAGCCGUACCGUCGGGAUCGACCGCGUGGUCGACGAGUUUAUCUUCUGCUUGACGCAUAACGCGGUUGUAGAUUGGUUAAUCCCCGGCAUCCCACCCACCCACAAACCCCUUCGCAUCCCCUUCACCUCCGUCGUCAACAUCCGCGGCGACAGACUCUACCACGAACACAUCGCCUGGGAUCAAGCGACUGUGCUCCGCCAGUUGGGUCUCCUACCGGAGUACCUCCCCUAUCCCUAUGCGCUGCCGUCCGGACAGGUGGCGGCGCCUGGGAAACGGUUUGAGUACCGGGUACCGGCGGCCGGGGCGGAGACGGCGCGGAAGUUGCAGGGGGAUCAUUCGGUGCCGUCGAAUGAGAUGUUUGCUUUCGAGGUGAGGGAGGUGGACCUUUAGACUUACUAUACCUGUACGGUGUACCGGUAGAGUAAUGAAUAGAGAGGAAAAGGAUAUAUCAUGUUGAUAUGUCAACCUGUACCGUACUCCCGUGUAGGGAGUAAGUAUGCAGAGUUAUUUGCAUGAUGCAUGUGAUGAUUUGAAUUAAAUUGACUAAGC